GUUUUAAUGAUCUAAAGUGAAUGAGGAAGUAUUGGUCCAUCAAAAUAGAGAGGUUAAAAUAUAAAGAAUUCUGUUUAUUUAAGUGAAUGUCAACACAAAAUUUUAGAUGGAAACUUGUGUUUCAACUGCAUUGAGCAUCUUGAGAAAAUAACAAGACUCAUUCACUAAAAGAAGAAUGUUUCCUGAGUGUUGACACUGACCGAUAGGACAUGUACACAUGUUGAAACUGACCGAUAUGGCAUGUACACAUGUUUAAUCUGACCGAUAUGACAUUUAAACUUGUUGAAACCGACCGAUAUGACAUUUACAUAUGAUAAAAUGGGCCUGCAAUAAAACUGACAACAACAAGGAAAUCAUUCAGCAGUGUGUGCAGAUCACUUCCUGAUGAGAUGGAACCCUGUAACAACUGAAAGUGAAAACUGUGAAAAGAGAUGGCUCCUACCACAAGCAUUGUGUGUCUGCCUGACAUCUGUGAGCAGGUGUCAGGCUCCCUGUCAAUGGACUUCCUGCUUCCCAAUGGCAUUUUUAUCCAGCUGGCUGUGGACCUCAACAAACCACUUGACUACUUAAAACUGAUUAUCUGGGACCAAGCAAAGAAACUGCCAUUAUACAACAAGCUGAUGGGGAAGGAGCGCUACAUCUUUGAGUAUCUUAACAGAGACGGGGAACGGGAAGAAGUUACAGAUGAAAGCCUCCGACUGAGUGAGAUUCGACCUAUAGGUCGGUUUCUACGGUUACAGGAGCGCAAAGAUGAGGGAGACAAAAACACACUCGAUAAACAGAUCUCCUUACUCCUGGGGAAUAAAAACUUGAUGGAAAUGCACGCCAUCCCUCGGGCAGAGGUGGAUGACUUCCGCAAGAAGAUAUUACUGUUUGCUUCCCGUGUACCUAGAAACAAGUCCGCCUUUGAGAAAAGGUUCCCCCUACAACUACGCAGCUCUGACACGAUACCUGAUGAUAUCAGAAACAGGUUGAACAACGGCUACCUUGUGGUCUCCGUUCAGAUAGAGGAAGUCAGCAUCAAGUUUCACCUCCAAUGUCACAUCGAGGAGAGCCCUGAGCUGAUCAUCGACAAUGCGAUACACAAGUGGCACAACCGACGUGUACGAAACUCCUAUGACUAUAUUCUCAAGGUCGUAGGACAGGAGGAGUACCUCUAUGGCAAGAGUGCCAUACACAACUUCAAAUACAUAUACAAUUGUAUCCAGAAGAAUGUGGCACCUCAGUUCUGGCUUAUCAGUAAAAAGGCUGUGUGGUCAGAUGAGGCCCCCAAUCGUCCAGCACCCUCUCUGCCCAAACCACCACGCCCCCACCCUUCAUUGACUGGACACAGUGACAUCCUCGUGUGGGACAUUGACCAGAAUUUUGAGGUGAAGGUCAACAGUAUAACGAACAUUGAGAUUACAUCAGUGCCUAUCAGGGACAGUAUUGAUAAGGUUAAACUUUUUGUUGGCCUAUACCAUGGUAACGAGGUGCUAGGUAACGUCAUGUCUACAGGGGAGAUGCCCGUUGUCCAUGGCAACUGUGAGGUUAACAUGCCCCUGACCUUUGAACUGGCUGUCAAGGAUAUGCAGACGGCCAGCAGACUCUGCGUCACACUACAUGGAAGAAUGAGAGGGACUAAGGGUCUGAAUCCCAUAGCGUGGGUAAACCUCCCAGUGUUUGACUUCCGAUCUCGACUGCUGCUUGGAGAACAGACUCUGGCCAUGUGGCCUGUCACUGCCGAGCUACAGCUGGAGGAGACUGGCUGCUACCCUCUUGGCAGUGUAUCCCUGAACCCCCAUGGCACAAUGACCCUGACUGUUAAUUUUUCGGACUACAACAGAAGCCCUCCAAUAGUCUUUCCACCUGAUAACAAGAUUAUGGACUGUGCUGCAGAUAACAUGGAGCCGUCCGGCACGCAGGGAGCUCCAUUCCAAAGGGCAGCCAAGGACUGGAGGUUACCAGCCCGUCUCCAGUCCCAGCUGGCGACUAUUCUAGAAUCCCGGCAGUGGGAAACACUACACGAGCAGGAUAAGGAUCUGGUCUGGCUGAGUAGACUUGAGAUACGGGAGAAAUACUCUGACUGUCUGCCACUUGUGCUGCGAUCCGUGAAGUGGGCCAACCAUGCUGAUGUUGCAAAAAUGCAGGUAUUAUUGAGUACUUGGCCCCAGAAGAUCCCGGUAGACUCUGCUCUUGAGUUACUGGACUUCAACUUUCCUGACAAGAACGUCCGCAAGUACGCUGUUGACUGUCUGCAGGAACUCAGGGAUGAUGAAGUGAUGUUGUAUCUACUACAGCUGGUGCAGGCCUUGAAAUACGAGAACUACCUUUACUGUCCCCUGGCCGAGUUUCUCCUCCAAAGGGCACUCUCCAACCAACACAUUGGACACAAACUCUUCUGGUUACUUAAGUCAGAGCUACAUAAUCCUACAGUAACUGUAAGAUUCGGACUUUUGUUGGAGGCGUACCUCAAGAUGAGUCCUGACCAUCUGUAUGUGUUGACACAGCAGAUAGAGGCCCUCUGCAAACUCAACGCCCUUAGUCAGAUUGUACUUAGGGAACAGUUAAAGAACUACAAGAACAUGCGGGACAUUCUGAUGCAGAAGUCGUUCCAGGAGAAGCUCUCCAACAUCCUUAGUCCACUAUCACCUCUCUACAAACUCAAAGAACUGAGGCUGGACCAGUGUAAGUUUAUGGAUUCCAAAAAGCGGCCGCUGUACCUGGUGUGGACGAACGCUGACUCUGAAGGCCAAGAGAUACACAUCAUAUACAAGAGUGGCGAUGACCUGCGUCAGGACAUGUUGACCUUGCAGAUGUUGGAGGUGAUGGACAGUAUCUGGCAAGCCGAGGGGCUGGAUCUCCGAAUCAAUGCUUAUGGGUGUGUAGCUACUGGUAUGGAGCAGGGUAUGAUCGAGGUUGUCCGCAACUCGAAGACACUGGCUGCCAUCCAGAAAGAGAGCUCCAGCAAAAGUGCCUUUGAUAAGAAGAGUCUGUGGGAGUGGCUUGAACAAAAACAUAAGGACCCUGGCCAAUUAGAGAUGGCAGUUGAAGAGUUCCUUCUCUCAUGUGCUGGCUACACUGUGGCUACCUACAUCCUAGGAGUAGGGGAUAGACACAAUGAUAAUAUUAUGCUCAAAGAAAAUGGCCAGCUGUUCCACAUAGACUUUGGGCACUUUCUGGGCAACUUCAAGUCCAAGCUGGGCGUGAAGAGGGAGAGAGUGCCCGUGGUACUGACCACUCACUUCGAAUACAUCAUCACCAAGGGAGACAAGGAUAAAGAAAACUACACCAGGUUUAAGAAGAUGUGCACUGAAGCGUACCUAGCGCUCCGUCGACGAGGGCACCUGUUGAUCCGUCUCUUCAUGAUGAUGCUCAAUUCAGGGAUUCCCCAGCUGUCAUCCAUCAGUGACCUUGAUUAUAUCAAGAAGGAGACACUUGUCCUUCACCUCACCGAGCAGGAAGCCAUAAAACACUUUCAGAAAAAGCUUGAGGACUCUCUCAAAUCAUUGUCCACAAAGUUUAAUUGGAUGAUUCAUAACAUGGCUCAUGCAAAAUGAUUGCAGAGUGGAACUAUUCUGCAGCGUGUGAAACAGGCUACACUAUAUAGAGACAAUUGAUAAUCUGGGGACAUAUUCUAUAUAAUUCUUGUCCGUAUCCUUAGACACUCCAUACACCAGUUAUUUUUAAAGUCCAAGUAAAAGACUUAGAUUCUAAUAUUACAAUUAAGUUAAAUCUCAGGUGGUCAUUGAAUACAGCUCCUGGGGCAGUCUCCUUGUUCUUAAACAUGCAUCAGUGAUCCAGUUGGUAAAUGUGAAAAAGUGCAUUUCCUUAAACAGUUAUCCAUAUCUUGUGCAGUGCAAUAUUAAUUUGAUGCAUGCGAAGAUGAAAUCGGAUCAAAUGCCCAUCAGAGAUUAUAUGUAUGUUGUACCACUCGCUGACUUAUAUAAUGAUCUGUUUCUCUGUAAGCUAAGAAGCUAAACUUAUGUCAAUUAUAUCAUUUUGGUAGACUAGUUCAUUAAAGAUAUUUAUUUGCUUUUUUUAUAAGAAAGAAUUUUGUACCUUCUUUCUGCAUACAAUUCAUAUGCAUAUUUUAUAUUAUCAAUUUCAGCUCAUCUUUUUAUUAAAAAAAAAUUGUUAGGGUAUUGUGCAAAAGCUUUAACCUUGACCAUAACUCAAAAAAAUUGAAUGAACCUUGGUCCACAUGUUGCCAAAGAUGAUGUGCACAAAUAUAGGGCCUGGGGAAAUUAUGCCCUUUUUUAAUGGGCUAAGACAUAGGGAGUUGGUGGUUGCUCUACGUUUCUCAUGUUGGCAUCAUUGUGCACUAUAUACAUGUACAUAUUCUGUCUGCAUAUUACCUUCGAUCUCUAUAAGCUUUUUAUGAUGUAUUUUUUUUUUAUAAGAAAUAUUGCCAUUUUUGUUGAUUAAAUAUUUAUGUCAAUUUGAUUUAUUGUUGAUGGGCCGCUUUUAGUUAAGGUGCCAUAUUUAUUAAUGUUAUUCCAUAACGUUGUUCUAUGUUCCUGUAUUGUUUUUUAUAGUAUAUUUCCUUGUUGUAGAUAUUUUUGUUGGAAAUUAUUGCCAUAUUUCAUAAUUUACAAAAUGUAUGCUAAUACCAAAUAAUCAGUGUUUUGAUUAUGAUAAUAUUUAUAAUGUUGGGAAAUCAACAACUUUAUAUUUGGACAUAAAGAAUGGUUUGUUUCCAGUUUCCCUACCAACCCUUCUUUUGUUCCCGCUGACCAUAGCUGGGUGCUGUGUAAUUGGAAACUAAUUAUUUUUUAUGAACAAAAUAUCAGAUAACAUUCCACUGUCAUAAUAGAAUAUAUUUUAACUGUUUAGAAAUGCAUUUUCAUUGAGGUUUCUUUUCACAGUAUUUUUAUUUCAGCAUUUAAAAUGACACUGUUGCUCUUAAAAGAUAGAACUGUUGGAGUUUUCUUUUUAAACUGCAUUAGGCAAAACCAAAUUGAUUCUAUGUUAAGGGUCGGGUCCCAAUUUCAAAAGCUACAUACCAGGAUGAACAAAUGUUAAGGAGAAAGGCAAGCAUAUUAUACUGAAUUGGGCCGCUCUCAUGAUAAUCAAUUCAGCAGGCGCUCCAAAAACCAAUGUUAAACUUUAAAAAAAGCUUAACACCAGCAUGUUCAUAAAUUACAAAAUGUAAUUUCUUUUUAUUGUUAAUUGUAUACAUCUUACCCAUUUUCAUUAUAAAAUAAUCAUCAAAAUUUUGUUAUUGCAAUAGUCUGAUUUUUGAAAAACAUUUUUUAAGACCAAAACCUGCAUGUUCCAGGCAGAUGAAAUGAAACAUAGAAUCAAAUUGUUAUGGCCUGAACUGUUUUCUUUAAUACAUGUUCUGAUAUGUACUUACCUUUAUUUUGAAAUCAAUUAAACGCUUACGUCUAUUGUUUUAUAUUAUUUUACUAUAUUUGAGCCAUAACUCAAGUACACUGCUAAGCUUUCGCUUUUUGUGAGAAAAUACAUGUAGGGUUAGUAAUGUCAUAACUAUGGCACCCAGACCCAGGUUAUUGGACUUCUACACAAAUGCUUCAGCCCGAGUGUAUAACUUCAAUGAGGAAGGUAGUGUGUGACCUAACUGUUAUGUAGCAUGUUGUACAGUCAAUCUCCAGUGACUUGUUAUCAUUCCAGUAUGGGAAUUCAUGUACUGAUGAAAACAAAGAAAACUCUCUCAGUUAUAGUACAAUGAACUGUUUCUGUCAUUCACCACAGUUCAUUGUUCGAACAAACAGUCAGCAUUUGUGGCUCUGUCACAUAAAAUAUAUUUUGUUAAGUUUGAUAUUUACUAUAAAACCAUGCUUUGUAUGUAAUAAAAAUAUUUAAUAUGA
Messenger RNA from Mya arenaria, 5813 nucleotides. Its product is annotated as phosphatidylinositol 4,5-bisphosphate 3-kinase catalytic subunit delta isoform-like. The transcript has 26 exons. The record is from RefSeq and is a predicted model, not a curated record. Gene Ontology annotation, biological process: cell migration; phosphatidylinositol-mediated signaling; phosphatidylinositol-3-phosphate biosynthetic process. Bases 432 to 3539 code for a protein of 1035 amino acids. Gene Ontology annotation, cellular component: cytoplasm; plasma membrane; phosphatidylinositol 3-kinase complex. Gene Ontology annotation, molecular function: 1-phosphatidylinositol-4-phosphate 3-kinase activity; 1-phosphatidylinositol-3-kinase activity. Lineage: Eukaryota; Metazoa; Mollusca; Bivalvia; Myida; Myidae.